AUGGCAGACACACUCUCUGCUUUGAGGUCUUCCAUGGCUUCUCACUCUCCACCUCUUCACGCCUUAAUUGUUCCCUCAGAAGAUUAUCACCAGAGUGAAUAUGUCUCUGCACGAGACAAACGUCGCGCUUUCGUUUCUGGAUUCACCGGAAGUGCUGGUUUGGCACUUAUAACAAAGAAUGAAGCACUGCUUUGGACCGAUGCACGUUAUUUUUUGCAGGCUGAACAACAACUUAGCGGUCAAUGGAAGCUAAUGCGUCUCGGUGAAGAUCCUGCUGUAGAUAUCUGGAUGGCUGAUAACUUGCCAAAAGAUGCAGCAAUUGGGGUUGACCCUUGGUGCAUUUCAAUUGAUACUGCUCAAAGAUGGGAACGCGCUUUUGCCAAAAAACAACAGAAGCUGGUCCAAACAACAAAAAAUUUGGUAGAUGAAAUAUGGACAAAUCGUCCACCAGCGGAGAUUAAAGCUGUCGUUAUACAACCAUUAAAGUUUGCAGGCCGCUCUGUCACAGAUAAGUUGCAAGAUUUGAGAAAAAAGUUUGCACAGGAGCAUGCUCAAGGAUUAGUAGUAACAGCACUCGAUGAAGUUGCUUGGCUGUAUAAUAUUCGAGGAAAUGAUGUGGCAUACUGUCCCGUUGCUCAUGCAUUUGCUAUUGUGACGUCCAAUUCUGCCUUCAUUUAUGUGGACAAGCAAAAGGUGUCUAUCGAGGUAAAAACUCAUUUUGAGGAGAAUGGAAUUGAAAUCAAAGAAUAUACAGAAGUAAGCGUAGAUGCGGCAUUGCUUGCGACUGAUGAGCUUGAUUCCGUGUCAACUGCCAAGAGUGCAAACGGUAAACAUCAAACAGGAGAAGAGAGUAGCAACUUCAUAUGGGCUGAUCCAGCUUCCUGCUGUUAUGCUCUGUAUUCAAAACUGAACCCUGAUACAGUUCUCUUGCAACAAUCACCACUGGCUCUUCCAAAAGCUUUAAAGAACCCAGUGGAAUUGGAUGGGUUAAGAAAGGCGCAUAUUCGUGACGGUGCGGCUGUUGUGCAAUAUCUUGUUUGGCUGGAAAAGAAGAUGCAGGAUAUUUAUGGGGCAUCUGGAUAUUUUUCGGAGGAGAAUACUGUACAAAAGGAUAAACAUUUGCAAUCCUUGAAAUUGACUGAGGUGACCGUAAGUGACAAGCUUGAAGAAUUUAGAGCGUCAAAAGAGCAUUUCAGAGGAUUGAGUUUCCCUACUAUUUCUGCAGUUGGCCCAAAUGCAGCCAUUUGUCAUUAUAAUCCAGAGGCAGAAACAUGCGCUGAGCUUGAUCCAGACAAAAUAUAUCUUUUCGAUUCUGGAGCCCAGUAUCUGGACGGAACAACUGAUAUUACACGAACAGUACAUUUCGGAAGACCUUCGGAUCAUGAAAAAGCAAGCUAUACAGCAGUUCUAAAGGGUCACAUUUCUUUGGGAAAUGCUAGAUUUCCUAACGGGACAAAUGGUCACCAACUUGAUAUUCUUGCUCGAAUUCCUCUGUGGAAGGAUGGUCUUGAUUUUCGACAUGGAACUGGUCACGGUGUUGGGUCCUACCUGAAUGUUCAUGAAGGACCUCAGUUAAUCAGUUUCAGAGCACGAAAUGUACCUUUGCAAUCUUCGAUGACUGUUACAGAUGAACCUGGUUACUACGAGGAUGGAGCAUUUGGAAUAAGAUUGGAGAAUGUGCUUAUUGUCAACGAGGCUGAUACAAAAUUUAAUUUCGGCGGUAAAGGUUACUUAUCGUUUGAGCAUAUUACCUGGGCACCGUAUCAAACAAAGUUAAUUGAUCUGAGCCUUCUAAUUCCAGAAGAAAUAAAUUGGUUGAACUCUUAUCAUUCAAAGUGUAGAGAUAUUUUGGCGCCGUAUUUGGAUGAAGCUGAAAAUGCAUGGCUGAAGAAAGCAACAGAACCUAUAGCUGUGUGA
Lathyrus sativus (Indian pea) is the source of this 1917-nucleotide messenger RNA. NCBI's taxonomy places the organism in Eukaryota, Viridiplantae, Streptophyta, Magnoliopsida, Fabales, Fabaceae. The record is from the annotation of a GenBank genome assembly.